AUGGCCGAGUCUACGUCUUAUGACGCGACUGCUCACAACGGGAACACAGAGUUCCACUCGCCGCGACCGCGCAAACCCACGAGGAUCGAUUUGCUCAAGCCUCAACUUAGCGAUGAAGCGUUUAACAAGAAUGGCACGCUCCGGGAACCUGGGUCCGGCGUCUCUAGUGGAAGAAGUACACCCAUACCCCCAGAUGCCCCGCCUUCCGUCCAGGCUUCCUCUUCAGCGCGGCGACAGAUACGCGCUCAGCGCAAGCAGCGCAUGUUCCCUACCAUCGACUACGUAGAUCGCGUCUCCCACUUCGACCCAAACAGCGACUAUCAUGAUUUCCGCGGCUUCUUCGUUCUGUUCUGGAUCGGACUCGCCAUCAUGGUCCUUACAUCGAUGCUACGAAACCUGACUGAGACGGGAUAUCCCUUCCAGAUCAGACAGUGGGCGCUUUUCAAGGAGAAGGUUGUCGAGCUUGGUCUGGUUGACGGUGCCAUGGUGUUCAGCACCGCUUUGUCGCUGCCCCUGCAGAGACAAUUCCUCAAGGAAGGGCUCCUGCGUUGGAACGCGUCCGGUCUGGUCGUACAGAGCAUAUUCCAGACAAUAUGGCUAGCUUUCUGGACUACAUACCCUUUCAUUCGCGACUGGAGCUGGACUGCCCAGGUCUUCUUCACUCUGCAUCUACUUGCAAUCUUCAUGAAAAUGCACUCCUAUGCAUUUUACAACGGUCAUCUUAGCGAAACCCUACGCCGCUUGAACGAUCUCGAUACACCUGACAAGGCUAGCAAAGUAGCCGCGGUUCGCUAUCCGAGUUCCAGUACUCAUCUGCACGAGAUCCCACAGUCUCCCUCCCAAGAAGAGCCCGAUCCUAAAAAGGCAAACGCAGAGUAUUUGAGCCAACUGAGAGAAGACCUCGCGUUGGAGCUUGCUUCGCCUCUUGGUAACGUCUCAUACCCCAACAACCUCACCCUCUACAACUUUGUCGACUUUGUCUUUUGUCCGACCUUGUGCUAUGAGCUUGAGUAUCCUAGAAACGCCAGUAUUCGCUGGUUGGAGGUCUUCUACAAGACUCUGGCCGUAUUCGGAUGCAUCUUCCUAAUGAUCAUCACUGCAGAGGAGUUUAUAUUGCCGGUGCUCGACGUAUCAGCUGUGCGACUCCAAAACUCAAAUGGCGCUACAGAUUUCACCUUGAUUCUCAGCGAGACUAUCGGUCGCCUCCUUUUCCCUUUUAUGAUUACCUUCCUGCUAGUCUUCCUCGUCAUAUUUGAAUACAUCCUGGGUGCCUUUGCGGAGAUAACUCGUUUCGCCGACCGCCAAUUCUACGCAGACUGGUGGAAUAGUUGUGACUGGCUCGAAUUCUCGCGCGAGUGGAACAAGCCUGUUCAUCAUUUCUUCCGAAGACAUGUCUACUCGGCCUCUAAGAACCACAUGUCGCGUCCUCUUGCUACGACAAUCACCUUUCUCAUUUCGGCUCUGGCACACGAACUAGUCAUGGGUUGCAUCACAAGAAAGUUUAGAGGCUACGGAUUCAUUGCGAUGAUGCUUCAGAUGCCGAUUGUGAUGCUGCAACGAAGCAAGUGGGUUAGGGGCCGCACUCUGUUGAACAAUGUCCUUUUCUGGUGCAGCAUGAUCUUAGGACUCAGCAUGAUGUGUGCUUUGUAUGUCCUUGUAUAA
Molecule: messenger RNA, 1662 nt
Organism: Alternaria arborescens
Lineage: Eukaryota; Fungi; Ascomycota; Dothideomycetes; Pleosporales; Pleosporaceae
Exons: 8
Coding region: 1-1662 (553 amino acids)
Biological process (GO): ergosterol metabolic process
Cellular component (GO): endoplasmic reticulum membrane
Molecular function (GO): ergosterol O-acyltransferase activity
Source: RefSeq, a predicted model, not a curated record